UUAUGCGUUUCUUCUAGCACUCACGCCCUUGGAUGGAUGAUGUUUACGGAAGAAUAGAGGUCUUCCCACAUCACUUCUCGCCACGGACAGAGCCCAUGGAUGCUGCCGCUGACGGCCUGUCCACGAGUACGAGCAACAUGAAUCCUUCCCCAAGUCCUUCACGCAGACGUUCUUGGACCCCGAAACGAGUCAUGGGAGCCGCAUCGCUUCUACAUCUUCUGUCGAUUCCUCGCCUUAGGUGGUCUUCCAGCAACGAGGACGACGACAAGAUCGAACUGACCAGAGCUGAGGUGGAGUCAUUACGAAGCGAAAUCGCUGAUGCUGAUGAGAGGGAGUCCCAGUUAAAAGCUCGGUUGGAAAACAUCGAUGAGGUCUUGAGAUACGCUCGUCUCUGCGGGUACCUUUAUAUCAGAAGUAGAUGGAGUCAGCUUCCAGGGGAGCCACCCAUCAUAGACGACGCGGAGGUGGACGACUGGCUACCUCGCUUUGUCGUCCUGCAUGGGCAGUGCAUAUACUACUACCUCAAGUCUACAGAUUUGAGCCCUCUGGAGUCCACCAUGCUGCGCGACGUGGUUGAUGUAGGAGAGCUUCCAAACUUUGUGCCGGAGGACGGGAAGACUCGGCACGCGUUCUACAUACUGACCCGGGCGGGCCUGAGGUUUGAGUGCUCGAGCAGCUGCGAGAUACAGGUGGAUUCGUGGGUGCGAGCAGUAAGGAGCGGCUGCACACUGACGAGCGAUGCUGACGAGGAGGUCAAGAGCAAGACGAGCGGAUCAUGGUGAUGUGUACAGCAUGUGCCUGUGGGUUGCUGUGCUAGGAUUUGGUAUUAUGUUGUCAACUGGAGAGUGGACACAUGGAUCGAUUUCAAAUGUGCAUGCACUGU
Lolium rigidum is the source of this 883-nucleotide messenger RNA. RefSeq lists its product as uncharacterized. The record is from RefSeq and is a predicted model, not a curated record. Bases 33 to 782 code for a protein of 249 amino acids. Lineage: Eukaryota; Viridiplantae; Streptophyta; Magnoliopsida; Poales; Poaceae. The transcript is spliced from 7 exons.